CUUCUGCUGAUUAUUUGUUUGAAAUAAUGAGAAUGAAACAGCAGGCUAGUAAGGCCUUAAACAACAGCGUGCGCCACUACACUACACACCCGGCUAAAAAGAAAGAACUACUUCCUGGGUCAAAGUUGAAAAAAAAAACCGAGUCACGUGACGUUGCCAGGGGGUUUUUUUUGGUGUGGCGAGUUGCUAUGGUAUCUUUAGCGGAAGUGCUGUGCCUGUGUGUUGUGUCUGUGCUGUGGGGAGGCACCAACCCUUUCCUGAAAAAGGGUACUGAGGGCAUAGAAAGAGUUAAGGAGUGCAACAUUGUCCGGCAGGUCGUAGCCGAAAUUAAGUUUCUGUUCCUCAACGUCCAGUAUUUGGUGCCCUUCCUCUUAAAUCAAAGUGGAUCAGUAGUGUAUUAUUGUACACUUGCCACCACAGAUUUGUCACUAGCUGUGCCUGUAACCAACUCUCUCACCUUCCUGUUCACACUACUUACAGGAAGGUUCCUAGGUGAAGAGUUGGGAGGAAAACGAGCUGUCUUCGGGAUGUUUCUCACUAUGAUUGGCGUUACGUUAUGCGUGGCGAGUUCUGUGGGUGAGAUGACCCAGAAUGACCAGACUUAAAAUAGAUCACAGGCCGUCUGGAAGGAAGAGGAUAAUAUGGAUCGAUAAUACACCAAUGGGAUCAAGAAUCUGAAAUGUUGCAUAUGGAAUUGAGGGGCUAUCAUCCACCAGGUGGUUCUGUAUAAUAACUUAUGAAUCCAGCCUUUGUGUGGUCCUGCUUUCUUGCACUGGAGGAUCUGAAUGUGGAUGUGGAGUUUCUCCACUUGUAUAGCGUCAAACCCAGAUACUAUAAAAAAAAGGAAAAGCUGCUACUUGAGCAAGUUUGACAAAGGAGUCACUUCUUGCUGCUCAGGAAAUUCCAAGUGAAGGAAGACUAUUUGUUACAACAACAGAAAUGUUUAAUGCCUUUUUCACAUCAUUUAUCAACACAGCUUUAAAGGUUUUCUUUAUCCAUUCUUUUCAUUGUAUAAAUAUUGAACUGUGUUUUUUUUGCUUUGUACAAAUAUGAGCCAUUGUGUCAGAAUGUUUUGUUCUGGUUUUGUUAUCACCCAGGCUGAAUAGUGGGUAGAGAGUAGUAUUACUCAACUGUGAUGUAGAAACAACUGACCAAAAUGUGUGUUGCAUAUUUUGGGAGACUAAAUCUCAAUAAGUGGUGAAUUUUAACAAUUUAAAAAUAAAAUUUGGACACUUUUUGUAA
Lepisosteus oculatus (spotted gar) is the source of this 1242-nucleotide messenger RNA. RefSeq names its product transmembrane protein 234 (gene tmem234). The record is from RefSeq and is a predicted model, not a curated record. Lineage: Eukaryota; Metazoa; Chordata; Actinopteri; Semionotiformes; Lepisosteidae.